Messenger RNA from Peromyscus californicus insignis, 4820 nucleotides. It is a transcript of the gene Slc10a5, whose product is annotated as solute carrier family 10 member 5. The record is from RefSeq and is a predicted model, not a curated record. The transcript has a single exon. NCBI's taxonomy places the organism in Eukaryota, Metazoa, Chordata, Mammalia, Rodentia, Cricetidae. Gene Ontology annotation, biological process: bile acid and bile salt transport. Bases 367 to 1671 code for a protein of 434 amino acids. Gene Ontology annotation, cellular component: membrane. Gene Ontology annotation, molecular function: bile acid:sodium symporter activity.
UCAUUUUAUUAUUUUCCUUAGGACAAAAGAGAACUAAAAGAAUAAUAACUCCAAGAGUUUAUCCUCAGGUAAUAAGGAACUCAGGAAGAGAGAUUAGGUUUUUGUGACAGGGACACCUGUUAAAUGCAAGGGUUUACUUCUCAUUUUUCUUGACUACAAGUUAAACUGGUUGUAUCACUCCCUAGAUGGCUCUAUAUUCGUUUGAAGUACAGCAGUCCCUCCUCUUGGACCUUGACCCAACCAAACCCCGGCUGUUACCUAACUCCCAUUUAUGCAUUCUACCACUGAAGACCGGCAAGAAGAAUGGUCUUUUUUUGUUUUUUGAAAAAACCGAGUUGCCACAUAUGGUUGCUCUAACCUUUCAAGAUGUUUGGAAAAUCUUUUGUAAUCCUACUUUUGUUGGUGACCCCAGGAGAAGCAAGGAAGUCGUUUCUCAGUUUUCUGAACAUACAAAAUACCGAAAUACUGUCAUUUGCUAAGGCAGAAGAAACUGUCGUUGUAAAGUCCAGUUAUAAAGGUAAACAGCCUAGCUCCAGCUACCUUUUUGUGAAAUCAGAUGAUCCAACGGUGCUGCAGGUGGUGAACGUGACCAAGACCUCGCUGGACGCCACAGACUUUACCAUCUGCCUAAUGACUUUCCCAGGAGAGACGAAUCUGACCAUUCAACUCUGGGAUUCCGAAGGUAGGCAAAAAAGACUCAUCGAAGAGAUAAAGAAUAUUAAAGUCAGAGUUUUCGGACAGACAGAAGACAGCCUCUUCCAGGCACCUAUGCAUGUCAAUAGAUACAUCUUGCUGCUUGUUUUAUCGAUGAUCCUUUUAAAUAAAUGUGCCUUUGGCUGCAAGAUUGAAUUCCAGGUACUUCAAACAGUAUGGAAGAGACCUCGGCCAGUAGUUCUUGGGGCAGUCACACAGUUUUUUCUUAUGCCAUUCUGUGGUUUUCUCCUGUCUCAGAUUUUGGGAUUGCCCAAAGCACAAGCUUUUGGAUUUGUAGUGACCUGCACAUGCCCAGGGGGAGGCGGGGGCUACCUUUUUGCUCUCCUUCUGGAAGGAGAUGUCACUUUGGCCGUUUUGAUGACUUGCACAUCAACAUCCCUGGCCCUGAUAAUGAUGCCUGUCAAUUCGUACUUAUACAGUAGGCUAUUAGGAUUAGCAGGUAUAUUUCACGUUCCUGUUUUCAAGAUCGUGUCUACACUCCUAUUCAUUCUUAUACCAAUAUCGGUCGGUGUAGUCAUCAAGCACAGGGCUCCUGAGAAAGCAGUCUGUUUAGAGAGAGUAGUUCGGCCUCUGAGUUUGACUUUAACGUUUGUCGGGAUCUAUGUGGCUUUCAGGAUGGGGCUGGUGUUUCUGAGAACGGCUAACCUAGAUGUGCUUCUCCUGGGGCUGCUGGUGCCUGCCCUGGGCUUUACGUUUGGCUAUUCCUUUGCUAAAGUCUCUAUGCUGCCUCUUCCUGUUUGCAAAACAGUUGCUAUCGAAAGCGGGAUGUUGAACAGUUUCUUAGCCCUGGCCAUUAUUCAGCUCUCUUUUUCACAGUCCAAGGCAUAUGAAGCCUCUGUAGCUCCUUUUACAGUAGCCACGUGUUCUGGAUGUGAAAUGUUACUGCUCCUUCUGGUUUACAAGUGUAAGAAAAGAGGAACCCUUAGCACAAAAACUGAAAACACUCCUUUCGUCUAAAACUUACAGCACUCCUAAUUCUUGCCCUGGCUGAGACACUGUGGGAGAUUCAAACUAUGCAUAAAUAAUGCUUGCUCUAAAGGCAUCUCUCAUCUGGCUAAAAGCUUGACAUGGGAGGUGAGAUUAUUUCUUCUAAUACUUGUAUGUGUAUGUUUUACAUAUUUGUGUGUGUAACAUAUAGGCGUGUAUAAUAUGUUACACACGUAUGUAUAUGUUAAAUAUGUUAUAUAUGUUUAUAUGUAUAUGUUAUAUAACACACACACUGUGUGUGUGUGUGUGUGUGUGUGUGUGUGUUAUCCAUAGUAAGCACCCAGUGACUGCUACAGUACAUAUUGAGAAGGGAGCUUAAGAUUCCUUGCAGUAUGUUAGUUUGGUAAUGAUUUUAUAACCUCUUAAUGAGGAAUAGCAAUGGAAAUAACCAGUAAAUCCUGUAUAUCCUAAGUUUUUAAGGAAAGAAGGUUCUUUGGAUGGAGCAGCACAUAUUGACUCGGGGAAUGAGCACACAGAUUCCUAUCUGGCCCUCCCACUAGCUCAUCUGGAAAGAGCCUGUCUUGAAUAAACACAGCAGCUCUGUUUUCACAGCCACACGUGCUUCUGACUUCCAUCUUCCACACCAAAGGCACUGCCACUCAUCUGGAAAGGACAUCUCCUCCCUCCUCUGUCCUUUUUUUGAAACAGUCAACCUCAUUAUUGCAGAAUGUUCAUCCACUACCUGCACCAGCCUCCUCCCCAUUCCCAGGGCUAUUGCUCUUGUUAUACAUAUAUUGCUCUUUCCCCAAACCUUUCCAAACUGGCUUUGGCUUCUUUCUUCUAACUCUAGUCAGUCAUAUUAAUCUUAUAAAAGUUUAACUUGGGGGGCUGGAGAGAUGGCUCAGAGGUUAAGAGCACUGGCUGUUCUUCCAGAGGUCCUGAGUUCAAUUCCCAGCAACCACAUGGUAGCUCACAACCAUCUGUAAUGAGAUCUGAUGCCUUCUUCUGGCCAUGCAGACACAGCACUGUAUACAUAAUAAAUAAAUAAAUCUUUAAAAAAAAAAAGUUUAACUUGGAUGGCAUAAUUUCCCUGCAAAGAAGCCUGUUUGCUACAUGUAUAAAGCUCCUAUUCCCCAGAAAGGUAAUAUUACCCUCCACUCUGAAUUUAAUCAGCUUCCGGUUUGCUCCCUACCACUUCUUUACAUAUGUGUCUUUGCCAUUUUGUAGGUUCCUUUUGACUCAGAUUUUGGCUCUGCCUAAGGCACAAGCUUUUGUAUUAUACAGGUCUUUGCUUCUGGUAAAGCAGAGGUUUAGUGUCUCAAGGAUAUACCUUGUGUAAGCCAGACUGGCUGUUUUAUAGCAAUUUCUGUUCUGUUUAAUCUCCUUACUCAUCUUUAAGCAUGAAACCCAUUUUGAUGUUUUUCUAUCAUAUUAGCACUAAAUUUUCCAUAUGCUUAUUCAAACAGAUUGUUAAAGCACAAGCUAGGACUCAAAUGAAGACCAUGCUUCAAAAAGUAAUCAAUUAGUCUUUGGUCAGGGGUAUGCAGCAAGAGUGCUUGUCUGGCAUAUUUGAAGCCCUGGAUUGUAACACUGAAAAAAUAAACACACACACACACACACACACACACACACACACACACACACACACACACACACUUCUACAUGCACUUCAUGGGAUAGAUUUCUACAUCAUCAAAAUCUAUAACUGAAAUUUUCGAUGCAUUUUUUAGUACUUAAGAGCAGACCAGUCUGUAUUCUUGUCUAAGACAAUGUAACCAUUAAGGAAAAACAAAACAAAACAACAAAAACAAAAACAAAAAAAGAAACACUCUUAAGGAUAUACCUUUCUCUAUUUGACUAUUUUCUUGUUGUUGGAGGCAAAAUAAUGAUCCCAUAUUCCAGGUCCCUUAUUUUAAAAAGGUGGAAAUAAUGAUGUCAACUCCAUUAGAUUGUCCUGGGAAUGAUAUUCAGCCACACGUCUACUGUGCUUGCUGAGCAGAGCACAGAGUUAGCUAUUAUUACUGCUUUGUUCAAGUUUAAACUGUUGACACUGACAGAUGCAUACUGGUGGUUUGAAAUGUCAGAUAGCUAUGUUUGGAGCCUAAACUUAUAAUAUUUUCCUGUCAGUGUUCCUGCCUAUAGUGCUGUAGUACUGGGAACUUCUGUUUUCUGCCGACAUAAGAUAGACAAAUCUGCUCUUUCUUAUAUCACUAAGUCCAGUGUAUCAAAAACAGGAUUCAUAAAAGACCUGAUGGUAUGAUGAUGGGUGGCUAUCCUGAUCUUAAAAACAGUAAUUGCCUCCCUGGAGUAUUUGACUCCUUUAGACAGAAACAUCCAUUCAGAGGCUCAAUAUGUAAGUGUAUUUAUAUAAUACAAACUUAACUAGGUACCUCUUAGUGAACAUAAUUUGCCAAUUGCAAGUCAGGAAACCUGCCUUUCUAGUUGUGCUUUAUGAUCAACCUUAUGACACUGAAAGUGUGUCAGUUUUUAAAACUGUAAAACCCAGAGAUCAACAGAGGCUUUAUGUUCUCUCUCUCUCUGUGUCUCUGUCUCUGUCUGUCUGUCUGUCUCUCUCUCUGUCUCUCUCUGUGUGUGUGUGUGUGUGUGUGUGUGUGUGUGUGUGUGUGUGUGUGUUUAAAAUCUAUCAUCUCCGAGUUUUUCUCUUGUCAUGUAUGGAGGUCUCUACGACCAUCAGAACCAGCUUUCACACACUCAGUAACAGGGUUUUGGACUUUGUGGCACUGGCUCGCAGCACGGCCAUUGUGGAAUCAGACGCUGUUGUACAUGUCACUUUGAGAAGUCACCUGGCAACAGAAUGGACUGUUUGUGCUGAAAAGCCUGAGUUACCUGACAUCAGUUCUGAAGAAAACAGAACUGGAGUUCCUGCUCAUCUGAUGGAGGAAGCCAGCGAUAGCUUUAAUGUAAAGAAAUCCUGUAUUCAGUCCCUCAUUUAUCUUACUUCAAAAUGCUUACAAUGAUUUUAGCAGCGUUGCCAAGACAGUGGGACUACUCUCACUCAUGAAAGGUUUAAAGAUGCUAUUUCCUCAAAGGCCUAGAGAAUUCCAUUUGUUCACAUAUCCAUGUCUGUCAGCAUACAUUUGAUAAGAUUUUUUAUUUUAAAAUGGUUGACAAUGGAUAACCCAGAAACCUAGUUUUUGAAGGCCUUUUUGAAAAAUCAA